Candidula unifasciata is the source of this 915-nucleotide messenger RNA. Lineage: Eukaryota; Metazoa; Mollusca; Gastropoda; Stylommatophora; Geomitridae. The record is from the annotation of a GenBank genome assembly.
AUUGACUAUCCAGAUUCAACUGCAAUAAAAUCCACCAUCAGUGCCCGGUCGGUUGUGUCAUCCUCCCAUACUGAAUUCAUGUUGGCUGAUGGACAAACAUAUGACCGGACCCUGAGAAGAAUGAAUUCUGAAACAAUUGUAGAGCAGAUGUCAGAAGAUUUAGUACAUGGCAGUCACUAUCUUCUGGGGGUGAGUGACCACUAUCAGCCCCAUGGGAGUGUGGAUCAUGCAGGCAACAGAUUCUCCAGGUCCAGUGAUACAUCCAGUGCUUACUCUGGUUCGGAUGUGAUGCAUACAUCUCUGGAUGAUCCAGAUGCCCCGGAUGUGGAUCUCAGUGGUCUGGCAGAGAGCCUGGUCGACUCGGAUGAUGAGGAAGGAUAUGCAGAGUCAACUGAGUCUUUCACUAUCCGUGAUGCAGAGCGGGACUGUUUAGAGAAGGAACCGUCUGAACGCACAGAGGAGGACAUUCAGAUACUUUUGAACUUCACACAGCAUUUAAAGGCUUUCUCCAACAUGACAGAACACACUCGUCGACUGCUGUGUGAGGUGAUUGUUUUUGCUAUUGUUCCCAAAGAAGGAACAAUAGUUAUGAAAGAUGGAGAAGAGCUUGACUCCUGGUCAGUUAUUCUGAAUGGAGAAGUUGAAAUCACAAGACCUAAUGGAGUUAAGGAAAGACUACAGAUGGGUGACAGCUUUGGCAUCAGCCCUACCAUGGAGAAGUUAUACCAUCAGGGGGUUAUGAGAACUAUCGUUAAUGACUGCCAGUUUGUUUGUAUAGCCCAGUCGAGUUACUACAGGAUUCUUCAUCAGGGCGAGGAGAAUAUCAAGAAACAUGAAGAGAAAGGGAGAGUUGUGAUGGUCACGGAACACCGAGAACUGGAUGGAGGAGCCAGGAAAGGGCACAUUGUUAUCAGG